Molecule: messenger RNA, 552 nt
Organism: Gongylonema pulchrum
Lineage: Eukaryota; Metazoa; Nematoda; Chromadorea; Rhabditida; Gongylonematidae
Source: the annotation of a GenBank genome assembly
UUGGAUUUCAUUGGUUUUAUGAAAGAAGGCGUUUGCAGAUUUUCGGCAGAUGAUGCGCGAGAUUUGAUUCAGCGCUAUUUGACGGAGCAGCCGGAUCCGAAUAAUGAGAAUAUCGUUGGUUACAAUAACAAAAAAUGUUGGCCACGCGAUGCGCGAAUGCGACUGAUGAAACACGAUGUAAACUUGGGACGCGCGGUCUUCUGGGAUAUCAAGAAUCGUUUGCCGCGAUCUGUUACGACUGUGGAAUGGGAGAAUUCUUUUGUCUCCGUGUACAGCAAAGAUAAUCCCAAUCUUUUGUUCGAUAUGUGCGGAUUUGAAUGCCGAAUCCUGCCCAAGUGUCGUGUGUCAACCGAGGAACUCACUCAUCGUGAUGGUAUUUGGAAAUUGCAAAAUGAGGUUACCAAAGAACGUACGGCACACUGCUUUUUGAAAGUUGACGAGGAGUCGCUGCUUAAAUUUCAUAAUCGAAUCAGGCAGAUCCUCAUGUCUUCAGGAUCAACAACGUUUACCAAGGCUGUAACUCGCUGGGGUUCAAAAGAAAUGGAAUUCUGA